UGGGAUCAGUUUGUUGUGUAAUCCAAUAAGCUCCAGUCCGUAUUUCCCCUGAAGCCCAUCUGGCUCGCUGGCAGGGUUUGUUUACUGGCUCGGGAAGGAGAAGCGGAUCCUACAGGAGCUGGGAGAGACUGUACAAUCUACCUCAGUCUGUCUGUGGGAGAUCAGAAGGGACAAAUAACGCUGAAGAACUUUUAUCUCACUUGCUUUUUAUCCCACUCGCUCCGGUGCAGCUGCUUUUAAUGUCGGGAGGGCGCGGACGCAACUUGGAUCGCACGUGCAUGUUUUUACAAAAACCUCCUGCAUUAAUACAGUAGAGAAACUACAUCUCUUAAAAAAAAAAAAAAAAACACGGAGACCACCGGAGUGCUGCGGAGCCACGACCCCGUCUGUCAGCGUCCCCGGAGCCCCCCCCUGAAAUCUGUGCACCCGCUCGGGAAGCGAAGGAGCCGCUCGACGGAUACGAGCACCAGAGGAACCAGAGGGGGAGAUGUUCGCGACUCGCUGGAGGACUUUUUAAAAAUCCAAACACACGCUAACGCCACGCACGCUUUAAAAAAAACCUGAAUUAAGUUAGCGCUCGGCUUUUUUAUUUUAUUUACAUUCAUUCCCCCCCCCCCCCCCCGCGGGUGCAGCUUCUCUCCAUUUUUAUACACGUGUGCAUUGUUACGUGAUUUUUUUUAUUAAUUUAGCACAGUUGGAAAAAAAGCGGUGCAAACUUCUCUCUCUCUCUCGUGGCCUGGACGGGAGUGGUGGAGCCAGGCUAGGCGGCUAGCAGCUAGCUAGCUCCGCGGCUAGCACUGACGUUAGCCUGCGCGCGGCUUUGUUUAUUUUGUUGCUCUUCUUUUCGCCCCCCCACUCGGACAAACUCAACCGGGACAACCUGACAUUGAAACACACCAAACAGAGGAGCCGUGCGUGUGCGUGUGGGUGUGUGCGUGUGUGCGUGCUGCUGCGUGUCCACGGUUCCCCCCCCCCCCACUCCUCCCUCCUCCUCCACAUGAGGUGGCUAGCUUUAGCAGCGGUAGCCGUGGCGCUAGCUUGCGUCUGACCCGAACACGUUGGACUCGAUCCUCCGCCCAUCUUCCGGGAUGUCUUUUAUUUAUUUUUGUUUACCUGUUGGCCCACGCCACCAAACAAAACCAGUCUCCUGAAGGUGUCUCUCCUCCAUUUUGAGCUGCCCUCCUCUUCCAAAGGGGGCCACCGAGCUGUUUUGACCCGGGACAGGAGCUGAAUGGUGUCUCAUACCGAGUCAGUGAUGUGUCCCCGGACUUUGUGUUUUGUUUUGACCGCUGUCUGCUUCGUGGUGAGCUGUCAUCGAGCGACUGGAGAGAUUUGUGUAAGCAAGGACAUCCGCAACAAUGUGACCAACAUGCAGACGCUGGAGAACUGCACUGUGAUCGAAGGCCACCUGAAGAUCCUGCUCAUGUUCAAGACCAAGCCAGAGGAUUUCCACGGCCUCAGUUUUCCAAAGCUCAGAGUGAUCACAGACUAUCUGUUGCUCUUCAGGGUUUACGGCCUGGAGAGUUUCAGUGAUCUCUUCCCCAACCUGACAGUCAUCAGAGGCAACAACUUGUUCUUCAACUACGCCCUAGUGUUGUUCGAAAUGCUGCAGCUGCGAGAGAUUGGCCUCCACAGCUUGAUGAACAUCACCCGCGGUGCCGUGAGAAUCGAGAAGAACCCAGACCUCUGCUACCUCUCCACUCUGGACUGGUCCAAGAUCCUGGACACGGUGGAGGACAACUACAUCAUGGCCAACAAGAACGACAGAGAGUGUGGAGACGUGUGCCCAGGGGCGGCCCUCGGGAAGACCACCUGCCAGACGACAACAAUCAAUGGACACUUCAGUGAACGCUGCUGGACGCAGAACCAAUGUCAAAAAAUGUGUCCUGUUCAGUGCAAACACCGGGCCUGCACCGAGGACUACCAGUGCUGCCACGACCAGUGCCUGGGCGGCUGCCGGAAGCCCAACUCAGCAAGUCACUGUGUGGCCUGCCGCGGCCUCCAGCUCGAGGGUGACUGUGUGGAACGCUGCCCCGCCGAAACCCAUCUCACCUUCAAGGGCUGGCGCUGUGUCACAUUCGCCUUCUGCCAGGAUCUCCACAACAAAUGCAAGCGGGAAAAGGAGCGCAAAAAGAACCCUGACUGCUACGAGUAUGUCAUCCACAACGGGGCCUGCGUCGCCGACUGUCCCUCCGGCUACACCACCGUCAACUCCUCCUCCCUCAACUGUAUGCCCUGUGCAGGGCUCUGUCCUAAGGUGUGCAUGGGCCUGAAAACUGUGGACUCUGUCACUGCUGCCCAGGCUCUGAAAGGCUGCACUGUUCUCAAUGGAAGCAUGGUCAUUAACCUGCGUGGAGGAAACAACAUAGCAGCUGAACUGGAAGCCAGUCUGGGUCAGCUGGAGGAGAUCACAGGCUACCUGACAGUGCGACGUUCCUACGCCCUUGUGUCACUCUCGUUUUUCCGCAAACUGCGUGUUAUUCGUGGAGAGGAACAGGAAAGCGGGAAUUACUCCUUUUAUGCACUGGACAACCAGAACCUGCGGCAGCUCUGGGAUUGGUCCAAACACAAGCUCACCAUCCUGAAGGGGCGCUUGUUUUUCCUCUACAACUCCAAACUCUGCAUGUCUGAGAUCCGCAGUAUGGGAGAGGUCACAGGAACCAAAAGUCGGCAGCAGAAAAUGGACGUCGCCACCAAGACCAAUGGAGACCAGGCCUCAUGUGAGAACCACCUGUUGAAGUUUACCCAGGUCCGAACCAUGAGCGAUAAGAUAAUGGUGAAGUGGGAAGCGUUCUGGCCUCCGGACUACAGAGACCUGCUGGGAUUCAUGGUGCUGUACAAAGAAGCACCAUUCCAGAACGUAACCGAGUUUGAUGGGCAGGAUGCCUGCGGCUCCAACAGCUGGGUGAUUGCUGACGUGGAUCCUCCAGAUCGAGCCGCAGAGGGGGAAAAAGAGCAGUUUGAACCAGGUCAUCUCAUCCUGCCGCUGAAGCCCUGGACACAGUACGCCAUCAUGGUGAAGACUCAACUCUCAGCCUCCGAUGAGCACCAGGUUAACGGAGCCAAGAGCGAGAUAAUAUACAUCCGCACCAAUGCCACCAAACCCUCCGUCCCGCUGGACGCCAUUUCCUCAUCCAACUCCUCGUCUCAGAUCAUCCUCAAGUGGAAACCUCCCAAUGACCCCAACGGCAACAUCACUCACUACCUGGUCUUCUGCCAGCGUCAACCUGAAGCCAGUGAGCUCUACAAGUUUGACUACUGUCAAAAGGGGAUGAAGUUGCCAUCGCGGGUGCCCACGCAGGUGGACAGUGACGAGGAGCACAAGUGGAACCAGACGGAGGAGCAGGGCUCGGGGACACGAUGCUGCGCCUGCCCCAAAACAGACAAGGAGCUCAAGAAAGAGAAAGAGGACUCGGAGUACCGCAAAACCUUUGAGAAUUACCUGCAUAAUGAAGUCUUUGAGAUCAAACGCUCGAGACAGCGGCGCGCUGUGAUGGGAAUAGCCAACCACACGAACCUCUUCCUCACCACCGCUCCCAGCCCCCCAGAGGGCACACGCACCCCCAACGGCGAGGACGAGGAAAACUUCGUAAGCAUCAAGACGGUGGUCACCGUCCACGCCAAAGAGUCCACUGUCAUCUCCAACCUGCGGCACUUCACCAGCUACCAGAUUGAGAUCCAUGCCUGCAACGACCCAAAAGACCCGGCCCGCUGCAGCAUGGCGGCGUACGUCAGCGCCCGCACGAUGCCCGAAGACAAGGCCGAUGACGUGGUGGGUCCGAUCAGCUACGAGGUGACGGAGAACUCGGUUCACAUCACUUGGCUGGAACCCAAAGCUCCUAAUGGAAUGAUCAUCCUGUACGAGGUCAACUACAAGAGGCUGGGAGACACUGAGGAGCUGCAUUACUGCGUGUCGAGGAACAUGUACAAAGUGACCCACGGUUGCAAGCUGAAAGUGAUGCAUCCUGGGAACUACACGGUUAGGAUUCGAGCCACGUCACUGGCCGGGAACGGAUCCUGGACCGAGCCCACAUAUUUCUACGUCCAGGACGAAAGCGACCCCCUCUACAUCGUAAAGAUCGUCAUUGGACCGGUCAUCUGUUUCAUCCUGUUGCUGUUUGUGACCGUGACAGGAUUUUUCUUGUUCAAGAAGAAUCAAACUCAAGGGCCAAGUGGUCCCAUCUACGCUUCUUCUAACCCAGAAUACCUCAGUGCUAAUGAUGUGUACGAGGAGGACGAGUGGGAGGUGGGCAGAGACAAGAUCGCCAUUUUGAGGGAACUGGGUCAGGGCACAUUUGGCAUGGUCUACGAGGGCAACGCCAAGGACAUCAUAAAGGGCGAGUCACAAACACUCGUAGCCGUGAAGACGGUGAACGAGUCCGCGAGCCUGAGGGAGCGGAUCGAGUUCCUGAACGAGGCCUCGGUCAUGAAGGCCUUCACUUGCCACCAUGUGGUGCGUCUGCUGGGUGUCGUGUCUAAGGGCCAGCCCACGCUGGUGGUGAUGGAGCUGAUGACCCACGGAGACCUGAAGAGCUACCUGCGCUCUCUGCGGCCUGAUGCUGAAGUAAUGAGAUUACAACACACACCCCUAUAGCACAAAGUGAAUUUAAACUUAUGUUCAUAUUAGUUUAAGGUUGGAUUGAACUCGUAAUUUGCUUAAUUCUCCAAAGUACAGCUGUAGACACAUUUUCACACUAAAGGAAAUAAAAUCCGGGACACUGAACAUUCUGUGGUUUACACACAUAUGUUUUACU
Pleuronectes platessa (European plaice) is the source of this 4754-nucleotide messenger RNA. It is a transcript of the gene insra, whose product is annotated as insulin receptor a. Bases 1232 to 4594 code for a protein of 1120 amino acids. Gene Ontology annotation, molecular function: insulin receptor activity; ATP binding; insulin receptor substrate binding. The record is from RefSeq and is a predicted model, not a curated record. Lineage: Eukaryota; Metazoa; Chordata; Actinopteri; Pleuronectiformes; Pleuronectidae. Gene Ontology annotation, biological process: protein phosphorylation; glucose homeostasis; positive regulation of MAPK cascade. The transcript has 17 exons. Gene Ontology annotation, cellular component: insulin receptor complex; axon.